GUCCCUUUCUUGCACGAAUAUGCAUUGAAAAAAGUGCAUAGAGAAAAGAAAACAUGAACGUCGCCAUUUUUGCAGAGUCCGUGUUUAGAUCUCAAAGAGAUAACUAAGUAUUUCCAAUUCGCAGAAAGUUACUGAGUAAUAAAAACCUAGCAAAAUGACUGGUCGUGGAAAAGGAGGUAAAGGUUUGGGUAAAGGAGGCGCAAAACGCCAUCGUAAGGUAUUGCGUGAUAACAUCCAGGGUAUCACUAAGCCAGCCAUUCGCCGUUUGGCACGCCGUGGCGGUGUAAAGCGUAUUUCUGGUUUGAUUUAUGAAGAAACGCGUGGUGUUUUGAAGGUGUUCUUGGAAAACGUUAUUCGUGAUGCUGUAACCUACACCGAACACGCCAAGCGUAAAACUGUCACCGCUAUGGAUGUGGUAUAUGCCUUGAAGCGUCAAGGUCGCACCCUUUACGGUUUUGGCGGUUAAACUUUUUGACGCCACUUUGCAUGUAUUACAAGACCCGAAUGGGUUUCUAAUCAGAAUAUAAAUAAAUUACUACUACUUUUAAUUGAAAUGACAUGAUGUUCUUGCAAUUAGCAAACAAUUUGCGCAUCUAGAAAAGAAAUACAAUACAAUUCAAUUUACUUAAA
Molecule: messenger RNA, 630 nt
Organism: Anastrepha obliqua
Lineage: Eukaryota; Metazoa; Arthropoda; Insecta; Diptera; Tephritidae
Gene: His4r
Product: histone H4
Exons: 4
Coding region: 155-466 (103 amino acids)
Biological process (GO): nucleosome assembly
Cellular component (GO): nucleosome
Molecular function (GO): DNA binding; protein heterodimerization activity; structural constituent of chromatin
Source: RefSeq, a predicted model, not a curated record